Dreissena polymorpha is the source of this 1542-nucleotide messenger RNA. RefSeq lists its product as uncharacterized. The transcript has 11 exons. Bases 115 to 1083 code for a protein of 322 amino acids. Lineage: Eukaryota; Metazoa; Mollusca; Bivalvia; Myida; Dreissenidae. The record is from RefSeq and is a predicted model, not a curated record.
UCUGAAAGAGUGCUAGCCACCUUAAGAGGACUGUGUAGUCCAGAGUUUGUGCUGUUCCUAAAACAACUAUCCAACCACAUUGAAUUCAGCACUUGUCCACAUCCUUGUCUAACGAUGGAAGCGGAAAGGGAUGACAGAGCAACUUUCCUGUCACAAUUAGAAGAUACGAACAUGGAUGAUGUACAGUGCAUAGACAGCCCAGGUAGAAUGAUUCAAGCGAUAUCAACACCUGUGCUGCACACUAUGGAGAGAGCAGUUUCUAUUCCGCUACCAUCUCAAUCAGAAGGGUACACCUCAGGCAGUGAUGUUUCUGAAAUGGCACACUCUAAGCCACAAACCCAAAGGCAUCAAGCAGAGCCACAAAUGUUGCCGACCAUUGUGCCGCCAUCCACAGGACCUUUAGAAAAGUUAAUGCCACCUCAGAAUCAGAAACGACAAUCGCCAAGGAAACAACCCAUUUUGACAUCCAGGGUUGAAUCAACGCACAACUUAUCAAUGGAGCAAGAAACCCCAGGGCAUCAGGCAAUGCUACCUAUGUACUUCCCUCCAUCCACAGGACUUUUAGAAACGUCAAUGUCCUCCCAGGUUCAGUCACGACGAUCACCAAGAAAGCACUCCAUCUCCACGUCCAACCUUGGACCAACAGACAACUUAUCAAUGCCAUCUCCACACUCAUCUCCCCAGCAGGCAAGCCUGGCAUCAAGUUCAGAUGUCACAGAAAAGGUUAAACUCUUCCCCCACGUCGACAUUUACGUUGAACGGAAGGUUCUAAGGAAAGUGUGUGCAUCAGCUGCCAAAAAAGGAGUAAAAGGGGGAUACUACCUAAUGUAUGGGCUUCUAGACCAGGUUUUUACCCUGCAUGAGUUGGCAAACUCAAGGGGAACAGGAGUGGGCAAACCGCGCCCUGGUGACGAGCACAAACCUGUCCUCGACCAAGGAAAGCUAGAUAUCUUGAGAGAUUUUGUCAUAGGCUGGGGAAGAAAGAAUGCUGGAGGAGUUACCUUUCCGCUUGCUGACCUAAACAAUGCAGUUACGGAAAGAAAUUCCUAUGCGAGGAAGCAAUUGAAGAAACGUGUUGAGUGAACUUUUUUAUACUGGCCGUGUGUUGAGACAGAUACUGUUAUGAAAAAAAGGAAAAAUCAAAAUGAUUUAUGAUUCUAAAUUGUCAGGCUGUUUGUAACAUGCUAUUUUACAAUGCUAAAAUAGACUUAUUUGGUGUAUAUAUUAUGAUUAUUUGCAUUAUAUGUUUUUCAAAAGCUUACCUUAAAUGAAUUUUAAGCUCGGCUGUUUUCGAAGAAAACCGGAGGUAUUGUCAUAGCCAGCUCGUCCGCCAUCCGCGUGGUCCAAAAACUUUAACAUUGGCCAUAACUUUUGCAAUUUUUAGAAGAUAGCAACUUGAUAUUUGGCAUGCAUGUGUAUCUCAUGGAGAUGCACAUUUUGAGUGGUGAAAGGUCAAGGUCAUCCUUCAAUGUCAAAGGUCAAUUUUUAUAUAUAUAUUUUUUUUUUUAUUCAAAACUGCACCCACAGUGAGUGUUGGCACCU